Chlorocebus sabaeus (green monkey) is the source of this 1023-nucleotide messenger RNA. Its product is annotated as AP-4 complex subunit sigma-1. Lineage: Eukaryota; Metazoa; Chordata; Mammalia; Primates; Cercopithecidae. Gene Ontology annotation, biological process: protein transport. The record is from RefSeq and is a predicted model, not a curated record.
AGGCAUGGCAGACGCCAUACUAAAAGCCAAAACGGCUGCCCCGAGGAGGCCCGCACUGCGUAGCUAGUGAAGGUUGGGGGGCAAGCUACUGCGGGAAAGAGGGAGGGGGACUCCCAGAAAAGCCGUUGAGAGGACCAUCACACUCCGAGCAGCACAGGUUCCAGUUACAGCCAUCCCUUGCCAUAACUUUUGAACUAUAUUUGGAAAAAUACUGGCCAGGAAAGAAAAAUGAUAAAAAUUUCUCCUCAUGGUGAAUAAACAAGGGCAGACUCGACUUUCUAAGUACUAUGAACAUGUAGAUAUUAAUAAGUGUACACUUCUGGAAACAGAAGUCAUAAAGAGAUGUCUCUCUCGAUCCAAUGAACAAUGCUCUUUCAUUGAAUAUAAGGAUUUUAGGCUGAUAUAUCGGCAGCAUGCAGCUCUCUUCGUUGUGGUUGGAGUUGAUGACACUGAGACAGAAAUGGCUAUUUAUGAAUUCAUUCAUAAUUUUGUGGAAGUUUUAGAUGAGUAUUUCAGCCGAGUGACUGAAUUAGAUAAAAUGUUUAAUUUGGAUAAAGUACACAUCAUUUUGGAUGAGAUGGUGUUAAAUGGCUGCAUUGUGGAAACUAACAGGGAAAGAAUUCUUGCCCCUCUACUAAUUCUUUAUGUCAGAAAGCUGAAAGGAAGUAUCUUCCAGACAACAUGGAUUUAUCGGAAAUGCUAGUACCGUGGAAUACAUCUCAUCAUCUGUAACCCAGAAGAAUCUGGAAGACCACAAUUAUAAAAUGGGGUAUCCUUCCAAAGACAUUAUAGAUAGGAGUUUCCUACAUAUGUACAAAGAAACAAAAUUUUUUUAACUGAGAGAAAAGUUUUAUUUUCUAAUUGUAAACUUACCUUUCCCACUUCUUUAAAUUCUGUUGAGCACCUAAGGAACCCUUCUUGGUCUAUGCUUCUUUUUGCAAAUUUAUUUCAGGAAUAGCAGGACGGUAGUGGAAAGAAAGUAUAGCAGUUUUCUGUCAGCCAAUAAAGUUUUAAAAUUUAAAC